AUGGAGUACGAACUUGAUCACCGGCCUUCCGAUAUCGACUCUCCCAACAACGACAAUGCCAGCGACAAUGCCAGCAAUGAAACAGAAACAAUCACAGGUAUCGAGCAGCAAUACCUCCACCCCGCCGACCGCGGUCUUCACGCCUACCUCUCCCUCUUAUCCAGCUUCAUCCUCGAAGCGCUCAUCUGGGGAUUCGCAUUCACUUUUGGAAUUUUCCAGCAAUAUUACUCCACCCACCCACCGUUCAACAAGGAUGUAUCCAAUAUCGCCGUCAUCGGAACUUGUAGUAUGGGCAUAAUCUACAUCCUAUCGCCAUUGGUUUUUGGUUUGCUGUUGGGGUUCCCGAAAUUGAAGCGGUAUUCGUCGGCUUUUGGGCUUUGUGUCAUGGUGCCCGCGUUGUUGGGUUCAUCGUUUGCGAAUACCACGACCCAAUUACUCGUCACGCAGGGCAUUGCAUAUGCCAUUGGCGCGAGUUUUGCGUAUGCGCCGCUGAUUCUCUUUAUGGAAGAGUGGUUUGUGAAAAGGCGCGGAUUCGCAUUUGGGAUUAUGUGGGCAGGAACAGGCGUCUCCGGCGUCGUCCUCCCUCUAGUAAUGCAAUGGCUCAUCAACACCCAUGGCUUUCGCACAACCCUGCGCGUUUGGUCCACUGUUCUCCUGGUGCUGAUCGGCCCACUCCUCUACUUCGUCAAACCGCGCAUCCCCAUCGCCCAAAACUCGAGUACGAGACCAUUCAACCUCAAAUUCUUACGAAACAAGAGUUUCAUGAUCUUCCAACUGGGUAACAUGCUGCAAGCAUUAGGAUUUUUCCUGCCAACUAUUUAUCUGCCAACCUAUGCGACUAAUACGCUUGGCGUGAAUGCGGUUGUUUCUUCGUUGACAGUCAUCCUUUUCAAUCUUGCGUCGGUCUUUGGAUGUAUUGUCAUGGGCGCAAUGGUUGAUCGGUACCAGGCUACGACGUGCAUCCUGCUCUCGACAAUCGGGAGCACGGUCUCGGUCUUUCUCAUCUGGGGGUUUUCGUCCUCUCUUGCACCUUUACUCAUUUUUUGCGUGGUAUACGGCGUCUUCGCUGGGUCCUUCUCCUCAACCUGGCCCGCUAUUAUGCGUGAAGUCAAGAUCCAGGAAACAUCCGUCGAACCGGCGAUUGUAUUUGCGUUUUUGGCUGCCGGGAGAGGGAUUGGGAAUGUUGCUAGUGGGCCCCUGAGUGAUGGGUUGUUGCAAGGGUAUCCGUUUGAGGGUGUUUUGGGGGGUGCGUAUGGGACUGGAUAUGGCAGUUUGAUUGUUUUUACGGGUGUGACGGCUUUGUUGGGUGGGUUGAGUGUUUUGGCGAGGCCGUUGAAGUUGAUUUGA
Molecule: messenger RNA, 1347 nt
Organism: Talaromyces amestolkiae
Lineage: Eukaryota; Fungi; Ascomycota; Eurotiomycetes; Eurotiales; Trichocomaceae
Exons: 2
Coding region: 1-1347 (448 amino acids)
Biological process (GO): transmembrane transport
Cellular component (GO): fungal-type vacuole membrane
Molecular function (GO): transmembrane transporter activity
Source: RefSeq, a predicted model, not a curated record